Anastrepha ludens (Mexican fruit fly) is the source of this 2038-nucleotide messenger RNA. It is a transcript of the gene Timp, whose product is annotated as tissue inhibitor of metalloproteinase. Lineage: Eukaryota; Metazoa; Arthropoda; Insecta; Diptera; Tephritidae. The record is from RefSeq and is a predicted model, not a curated record. Gene Ontology annotation, biological process: negative regulation of endopeptidase activity; negative regulation of membrane protein ectodomain proteolysis. Gene Ontology annotation, cellular component: extracellular matrix. The transcript is spliced from 6 exons. Gene Ontology annotation, molecular function: protease binding; metalloendopeptidase inhibitor activity. The coding region runs from base 779 to 1411 and encodes 210 amino acids.
AACGGUACGUUUUCGGUUUUAGUUGAAAUUGGCAUAGAAAACGUAAAACAACGUCUCGAUCGUGAAGCGGCCGUAAAAGCAACUGGUCAACCAACAGACUAUUUAGUGUCUGUGGCAGUGUAAAUCGUGUGCGAAAUAUUAAAGUUGCUUACAUAUUAGGGGGAAAAAGUAGAAGGUGUUACCAAGUAAAGGUAGUUGGUUUCGGGAAAAGCGCUGCGCUGUGAAUUACUGCAGUUUUUCACUGUAUCGUCAACGAAAGUGUUUGGUGUGUGAUAUUUGGCAAAUUUUCACUAGAGUGUAAGGUGCGCAAAAAGUCGGGCAAAUACUUUGUAUAUGACAGCCUGAACUCAUAUACAUACAUACAUACAUACACUCAUCCAGAUAAACGUAUAUCCACGGCAUUGGGCAGAUGCAGGCAAACAAACCCGCUCGAGUGUUUCAAAAGUGAUUGCCCAGUUUUUAAAAAAAAUUGUUUUGCUGCAGCAUCGUUGAAAAUUUUGACAGCUCGCAGUUCCUUUUCUACGUGACAGCGCGCAACAAACACAAGCAACGCAAAGCCGGCAUCAUUAUCCCACGUUCUAAAACUUCUGGUUUUUAUUAGCAAAAAACUGAAUCAGUAUAUACAGCAAAACCAAAGCGCGACAGUUGAUUAUUUUUUCCGAAGCGCAUUUCGAACUUCAUCGGCCACCAACGGCAAAGCGGCAUAGAGAAAAAGAGAGAAGCAACUAACGGGCAAAUAAAAAUACGAAUCGACUACAAAACCAAUCAACUAACAACUAUGGACGUAAGAAAAUAUUUGGGUUUGUUGGCGUUGAUGCUACUCUCGCUGUUGGCGCUCUACAGUAGUCCGGUGGAGGCGUGCAGUUGUAUGCCCAGCCAUCCUCAAACACACUUUCGCCAUGCUGACUAUGUUGUCUUAAUACGUGUGAUGCGCAAGUCAUACCGUUUGGUUGAAAACAACAUCGUCUACAAAGUGGAAGUCAAGAGGUCUUACAAGAUAGACGAGUUUGGGCAAAAAAUGCUGAAACAUGGCCGCAUUGUGACACCAAAUUCCGAUGCUAUGUGUGGCGUGAACUUGGACAUUGGCAAGCUGUAUGUGAUUGCUGGUAGGGGUCCGUAUUUGAAUAGCUGCAGUUAUGUGAAGGAGUAUCUGAAAAUGUCGGUGGUGGAAAGACGUGGCUUUGCGGGCGCCUAUUACAAGGGUUAUAAAUGCGCGAUUGAAACCUGUUUCGGCGACUCUUGCUUGGAAGAACACCAAUCGGCAACCGCCUGCAAAUGGUCACCAUUCGCUAAGUGUGAAACAGAUUUUAGUGCCUGCAUCCCUUCGCGUUACCGCACACCCGAAGGCGUCAUCUCCAAGUGUCAUUGGCGAAGAACGCCGGCGUACAAAAAGUGCAUGGCCGAUCCAUAAGAGAGCCAAAGAAAGAGGCUUUGAGGAAAUAAACAACAACAACAACAAAAAAUUACAGCAGCACAAAAGAAAAGCGCACUUUGUUUUUGUAACAAUUAAAGAAAGGAAGAGAGUUGAAGUAUUCAUGGUUUAACUUUCGAUUAACGAAAAUUGCUGUUAGUUAUUGGUAGUGUAGGCAUCGUUUACAAGAUAAUUAUUUAUUUAAUAUUAACACGCUACGUUCAAAUUCACAUGUUUGUAUGUAUGUAUUGUAGUUAAACACGCGCAGCAUUUCCAUUUUGUUCCAUUUUUACUUGUAUAUUACAUUUACAGACGUUUUGAAUACUUUGGGGCUUAUUUCUUUUUUAUACUGUAUUUUUUUUUCUGUAUACAGUUUUUUUAUUUUAUUAUUAAACUUUUUAGUAGUUUUUUUUUUUAUUUAGUUUUUCUUCCCUUGGCUAUUAUCAAUUUCAUGAUUUCGGGCACACAUUUUGUGUGCAACUUCAUUUCUUUUCACUCUUCUCACUUCACCAUUUAAAAAUGUUUUGUUUUUUCAUUCCUAGAGCUUAAAUGCAUGUACAUAAUUAUAUAUUAUUAACUGUUAUUUGUAUUUAUUGUAAUAAAGCCACAUUCGUAGUUGUACAAAUA